Schistosoma turkestanicum is the source of this 510-nucleotide messenger RNA. Lineage: Eukaryota; Metazoa; Platyhelminthes; Trematoda; Strigeidida; Schistosomatidae. The record is from the annotation of a GenBank genome assembly.
AUGUUUAUCAUUGCAUUUAGGAGUGUAAAUAUUGAGGGAAAAACCAUAAAAACACAGAUCUGGGAUACCGCCGGUCAGGAACGUUAUCGAGCUAUAACGGCUGCUUAUUACCGUGGUGCUGUUGGUGCACUUUUGGUUUACGAUAUCUCCAAACGGGUGACUUUCGAUAAUGUAGAACGCUGGUUAAAUGAGUUAAAAGGCCAUGUGGACAACAACGUCGUUAUCAUGUUGGUUGGGAAUAAGUCUGAUCUUAGGCAUCUCCGGAAUGUACCGACGGAGGACGCGAAGAAUUUCGCUGAGCGUAAUGGACUUUGUUUAAUUGAAACAUCAGCCUUGGAUUCAACAAACGUUGACAAGGCUUUCAAUACUAUUCUUCAAACUAUUUAUACGAUUGUCAGCUCAAAUCCUUCAGUGAGUAAUGUCGAUAUGAAAAUGUCUCCAUAUAAUAAUCAACCGAUCGUUUCACCGAACGCGGAGAAUUCAAACACUGGACGACGGUGUUGUAGUUGA